Doryrhamphus excisus (bluestripe pipefish) is the source of this 1166-nucleotide messenger RNA. RefSeq names its product PDZ and LIM domain protein 3-like. The record is from RefSeq and is a predicted model, not a curated record. Gene Ontology annotation, molecular function: muscle alpha-actinin binding; actin binding. Gene Ontology annotation, cellular component: filamentous actin; stress fiber; adherens junction. Gene Ontology annotation, biological process: muscle structure development; actin cytoskeleton organization; heart development. Lineage: Eukaryota; Metazoa; Chordata; Actinopteri; Syngnathiformes; Syngnathidae.
UUCAAGCAGAGUGAGCGGGGGGGUCAGCCAGGACCCGGUCUGUGGGGAUGCUGCUGCUUUUUCUGAAAGAAGCACUUGAAGUCCUGCUGUAGCAACCAAACAGCGAAGAGGAGCGGGUACAGCAGCGGGAAGACAACGUCGUCGUGGUCGCUAUGCCGCUCCAGGUGGUUCUGACCGGGCCGCCCCCUUGGGGCUUUCGUCUGGUGGGGGGCAAGGACUUCAACCAGCCGCUCACCAUCUCCAGGAUCACUCCUGGUAGCAAGGCGGCCGUGGCCAACCUUUGCCCUGGUGAUGUCAUCGUGGCCAUCCAGGGCGUGGCCGCCGCCCACAUGCUGCACUGCCACGCCCAGAACAAGAUCAAGGAGGCUGGGGGACAGCUCGCCCUCACCGUGGAAAGAAAUGAAGCCAGGCUGUGGUCGCCGAGGGUGACGGAAGGCGGCAAAGUCAGCCCGUUUAAGCUCGACCUGCAGGCGGAGCAGCAGGAGUACAAACCCAUCGGCGUGGCGCACAACCGGCGAGCCCAGCCAUUCGUGGCGGCGGCCAACAUCGACGACAAGCGUCAGGUGGUCAGCACGUCCUACAACACCCCCAUCGGCCUCUACUCGUCCGGAAACAUCCAGGACGCCAUGGAGGGACAGAUGAGAGGCUUUGUCCAGCCCAAGGCCGAGAGCCCGAGGACUUUGGCGAGCAUCGAGGACUCUGAUGUUUAUCGUAUGCUGCAGAAGGAUGACGAGGAGCCUGCCGAGCCUCGACAGUCGGGAUCCUUUAAGGCACUGCAGGACUUUGUGGAGAGCGACGGCACCCGGCCCCUGGUGACCCGGACUGUUAAAGCUCCAACAACCAAAGCGUCCGCACCAGCAGGAAAUCUGCAGAAGCUGCCCAUCUGUGACAAAUGCGGCAAUGGCAUUGUCGGGACGGUGGUGAAGGCCCGCGACAAGUUCCAUCACCCGGGUUGCUUCGUGUGCUCUGACUGCGACGUCAACCUCAAACAGAAAGGUUACUUCUUCGUGGGAGGUCAGCUGUACUGCGAGGCUCACGCCCGGGCGAGGACGAGACCCCCCGAGGGUCACGACCUUGUCACCGCGUUUCCCUCCGCGUAGUUUCUCGCCCACCGCGGUUUGUUUUGUGACGACGGUAACGCUAAUAAAGACACACUGGUAUCGUUA